UCUGAUCAGUUCUCAUUUCUGUCAUUCAAAUUUUAAAAAAUGACGUCCAAAUUAAUGUUGUUAGUUUUAAUAUCGCUGUGUGCAAAUUUCUUAGUUUGUUCUGGAAAAUAUCAGCAAAUUGGUGAUUGUAAUUAUUUUGACAGUGUAUAUGGUAAUUGUAAUUUAACCCUAGUUUGCACUGAAUAUGUUCGUAAUCGUGAUCUUUUUACGUCGGGCACAAAGCCAAUUUGUAUGAAUCAGCAUCUCUACGAUGAAUAUGAGGAUGGAUUUGGAAAAUCAUGGAUUGGAAAAAUUGAAUUUGAAAAUUGUGAUCGUCCACAGAUUCCACGUAACAUUUUUGAAUUAUAUUCAAAUGUUCACACAUUCAAUAUAUCGCACCUCAGCUUACAAACUAUCGACUUAGAUGGUUUUUCGAGUGUAAAAAAUAUCUUUGAAUUGUUCGCCACGCACAACGAAAUCGCUGAAUUGCCAUCGGAUCUCAUGAAACUUACACCAAGACUGUUCAACGCCGACUUUUCAUUCAAUCGAAUUAAAACAAUCAAUCCGACCGCUUUUCAUUCUGGAUUGCAAUUUUUGAAUUUGUGCCACAACAAUAUCAGUGAGUUAAGCGGACGAAUGACGGAACAUUUGAACGGAAUGACACAUUUGCUGCUCUGCCAUAAUCAAAUCAAUGAAAUUCCAUCACUUUUACUUCAUAACAUGAAGAUGCUUAGAGAUCUUGAUUUUUCAUUCAACAAUAUUUCAAAGAUCAAUAAUUUUGCAUUCUCUGGCGAAAUGCUGUUGGAAAGAUUGAAUUUAUCACACAAUCACCUGACCGUAUUAGAGCCGAAAAUGUUUAGAGACGAAAAUUUGCAGAGUGUGCUGCAUUUGGAUCUGUCGAACAAUUUAAUAACCGAAAUCAAACCGAAUACAUUUUUGACAUUAACGCACUUACACACAUUGAAUUUAUCGCAAAAUAAAUUGAAGGCGCUCAAUGCGGAUGUUUUGUCGCCACGGACGAAUAAUUUAAAUUUAUUGUCGAUAACAAACAACCGGAUGCAAGAACUAAAUGGCUUCACAAAUACACGCAUUCCGAAUGCAAAAAUCAUCGGCAUUAGCGAAUUCAAUUGCACAUAUUUUAAUAGAUUGUUUCAGUCGCUUAGCUGGAAACAUGUCGAUGUCAUUUACAAAUUAAUCGAUUGCGACACGAUCAGUGAAGGAACGGAUUUUAAUAGUUUUGAUAAAGAAACAAUGUCGCCAUCAGAAGAAAAGGGAGUGGCAAAUAUGCAGAUUCGAUACCAGGCGAGAGAAAACAAUGGAUCCGGAUCAAUGGCUCAACUUAUGGCAUCGUGGAUCAAUGCCAUCUGUUUGGUGAUAAUCGUGCUCACCAUUUUCUGGUUUGGCUUCAACAAACGAUUGCCAAAGUUUGGAUAUAUACGAAAUGAGGAAGAACAACCAUUAAGUAUCAUGGGAAAUCAUUGAUAUUCUUGCGGAAUUCACAAUGUAAAUGAAUUGACACGACGGGAAUUGUAUGACGUUUUUGUUUGAAUGAUAUCGUUUUUU
Contarinia nasturtii (swede midge) is the source of this 1542-nucleotide messenger RNA. Its product is annotated as chaoptin-like. Bases 40 to 1461 code for a protein of 473 amino acids. The transcript has a single exon. Lineage: Eukaryota; Metazoa; Arthropoda; Insecta; Diptera; Cecidomyiidae. Gene Ontology annotation, molecular function: protein binding. The record is from RefSeq and is a predicted model, not a curated record.